Salvia miltiorrhiza (redroot sage) is the source of this 2521-nucleotide messenger RNA. Its product is annotated as acetyl-coenzyme A synthetase, chloroplastic/glyoxysomal. The transcript has 18 exons. The coding region runs from base 240 to 2330 and encodes 696 amino acids. Gene Ontology annotation, molecular function: AMP binding; acetyl-CoA synthetase activity. The record is from RefSeq and is a predicted model, not a curated record. NCBI's taxonomy places the organism in Eukaryota, Viridiplantae, Streptophyta, Magnoliopsida, Lamiales, Lamiaceae.
UUGAUUUUAUAUCUUCUUCCUCUUCCUCUAUAUAUAUUAACAGUUUUAGUGAUUUUAUAUCCCAACCGUGUUUGGUGCGUGAGCCUCGGCCUCCCCUAUUAUUAUCAUUAUUAUAUGAUACGAAUAGUAUUACUAAUAGUAAUCUUGGGAUUUCAAUUGCAAAGUCCAAGCUAGCUUCCGAGUCUCAGUCAAGAAUACCUUCUGCCGCCUUGGUCAACCUUCGCCGUCGAUCUCCCGCCAUGGCCGAUACACUCCCCAACGCCGCUGGAUCUUCUUACCAUCUUCGCCACGUCCACUCUAUGUCCUCCGCCGCCUCCCGAUCGAAUACCGUCAUCCUCGGCGACGCCCUUGCUUCCGAGGAGCACGAUCUCGUCGUCUCCAAUCCGGAUUUCUCUGCCCAGGCUCUCGUUCCCUCCCCCGACAAGUAUCUCGAAAUGUACAAACGGUCCAUUGAGGACCCUGCCGGAUUCUGGUCCGACAUUGCUUCCCAGUUCUACUGGAAACAGAAAUGGGGGACGCCAGUUUACUCUGAGAAUUUCGACGUUCGCAAGGGCAGGAUCAACAUUGAGUGGUUCAAGGGCGGGAUGACCAACAUAUGUUACAACUGCGUGGAUGCUAACAUUGCUGCCGGUAACGGUGAGAAGAUUGCAAUCUAUUGGGAAGGGAACGAGCUCGGUGUUGACGCCACUCUGACUUACAACCAACUCCUCCACAAAGUUUGCCAGCUUGCAAAUUACUUGAAAGACAUUGGUGUCCGAAAGGGUGAUGCUGUUUUGAUUUAUCUACCCAUGCUCAUGGAAUUGCCCAUAGCUAUGCUUGCUUGUGCUCGCAUUGGUGCUGUUCACUCGAUUGUUUUUGCAGGAUUCUCAUCUGAAUCUCUUUCCCAAAGGAUCGCGGAUUGCAAACCAAAGGUUGUUUUAACCUGCAAUGCUGUAAAAAGAGGACCUAAGGUCAUCCAUCUAAAAGACAUAGUUGACACAUCACUAGCUGACUCUGCAAAGAAUGGCACAGUUGUAGAUGUUUGCUUGACCUAUGCAAAUGAAUCUGCCUUGAAGAAGGAAAGCACUAAGUGGGUCGAGGGACGAGAUAUUUGGUGGCAGGACGUUCUUUCUAAGUAUCCGACUUCUUGUGAUGUGGAAUGGGUGGAUGCAGAAGAUCCACUUUUCUUGCUUUAUACCAGUGGGAGCACUGGAAAACCCAAGGGAGUUCUGCAUACAACUGGAGGGUACAUGGUGUAUACAGCUACAACAUUUAAGUAUGCAUUUGACUAUAAAUCCUCAGACGUAUACUGGUGUACAGCUGAUUGUGGUUGGAUUACUGGGCAUAGCUAUGUCACUUAUGGGCCUAUGCUGAAUGGAGCUACUGUUGUCGUCUUUGAAGGGGCUCCUAAUUAUCCUGAUUCUGGCCGUUGCUGGGACAUAGUUGACAAAUACAAGGUUUCUAUAUUCUACACUGCACCAACAUUGGUACGAUCAUUGAUGCGUGAAGGAGAUGAGCAUGUCAGCCAAUAUUCACGAAAAUCCUUGCGAGUCCUUGGCAGUGUGGGCGAACCGAUUAAUCCAAGCGCAUGGAGAUGGUUUUAUAAUGUGGUGGGAGACUCACGAUGCCCCAUUUCCGACACUUGGUGGCAGACAGAGACUGGGGGCUUCCUGAUCACUCCUUUACCGGGUGCUUGGCCUCAGAAACCUGGUUCUGCUACCUUCCCAUUUUUCGGGGUCCAGCCUGUCAUAGUGGAUGAAAAGGGUGCUGAACUUGAAGGCGAAUGCAGUGGGUAUUUGUGUAUUAAAAGCUCUUGGCCUGGUGCAUUCAGAACACUUUUUGGAGAUCAUGAAAGAUAUGAAACAACUUACUUCAGUGCCUUCCCUGGCUACUAUUUCAGCGGAGAUGGUUGCAGAAGGGACAAGGAUGGUUACCACUGGCUAACUGGCAGAGUUGAUGAUGUUAUUAACGUCAGUGGACAUCGUAUUGGCACCGCAGAAGUGGAAUCUGCCUUAGUCUCACACCCCCAGUGUGCUGAAGCCGCUGUUGUUGGUGUUGAGCAUGAGGUUAAAGGACAAGGCAUAUAUGCAUUCGUUACAUUGGUUGAAGGGGUUCCUUACAGUGAUGAUCUCCGGAAAAGUCUCAUUAUGACUGUGAGAAAGCAGAUUGGAGCAUUUGCAUCUCCGGACAGAAUCCACUGGGCCCCUGGUCUACCAAAGACGAGAAGCGGAAAGAUAAUGAGAAGAAUUUUGAGGAAAAUUGCUUCGCGACAGUUAGAUGAGCUUGGUGAUAUAAGCACACUUGCAGAGCCUGGAGUUGUUGAUCAGCUUAUAGCACUGGCAGAUUCCUGACUUUUUUUUUUAUCAUUUUGUUAUACCAUUUCACUACAGGACCAGUGUUGUUAUACCAUAUUGUUGUAAUAUUUGACUUGUGUAAAUUGGUUGGGGCCAAUAAUAAAUUAUAGUGGAUGAGCUUUGUUUCUAUAAUUAGAUUGUUUGUUGCUACUUUAAAUUGAUAAAUAAAGGUGGGUGUAUUUUUGUUA